AUGGCAGCGGAGGAGGAGGAGUACGAGGCGGUGCUGUGCGUGAAGCCGGCCGUGCACGUCUACCGGGUGCCGCCGCGGGCCUCAAACCGCGGCUACAGAGCUGCAGAGUGGCAGCUGGACCAGCCGGCGUGGAGCGGCAGGCUGCGGAUCACGGCCAAGGGCAAGAUCGCGUUCAUUAAGCUGGAGGACAAGACCUCGGGAGAGCUUUUUGCCCAGGCGCCGGUGGAGCAGUUCCCGGGCAUCGCUGUGGAGAGCGUCACGGACUCCAGCAGAUAUUUCGUCAUCCGGAUUGAAGACGGGAACGGCCGCCGCGCUUUCAUUGGAGUCGGCUUUGUCGACCGAGGGGAUGCUUUUGACUUCAACGUGGCUCUUCAAGACCAUUUUAAAUGGGUGAGGCAGCAGAGCGAGCUGGCCAAACAGGCCGAGAACCCCGAUCAGGGACCCAAACUGGAUCUGGGCUUCAAGGAGGGGCAAACCAUCAAACUCAACAUUGCGAACAUGAAGAAAAAAGAAGGAGCAACGGGGAACGCCAGACCACGUCCCGCGGGUCUUGGGGGCCUGAGCUUGCUCCCGCCACCUCCCGGAGGAAAAUCUUCCGCUUCGGUUUGUCCUUCCAGAGAGCGGCCGUCUGCGCUCUCCGCGCCCGCCCAGCUCCCGGGCACCCCCAUCACAGAUUCCCUCUUGUCCUGGCCGCAGCCUGCUGCUGCUCCCGCCUCCGCCGCCGCCGCCGCCGCCAGCGUUUGGGGAGACUUUGCCAAAGCUUCGGGGUCGGCUUCUAACCAGACUCAGGCCAACGCAGGCUGGGUUCAGUUCUGACCCCGGCCCCUCGUCCGCUUUUCCCUGCGCGGGUGCUGGGAUCGUCGCCAUUCCUUCGGGACCAAAGCAGGAGCUUCGGGACACCCCGCUCCUGCCCUUAAAUCUCCCACCCACCCACCCCCGGCAUCGAAAUGCCGAAAUAAGUGCCGGCGAGCAAAUGAAAGCGUGCCUUAAAACACUCCACACCAGCGCCCUCCGCAGCGGGGGCCUUUUAUUUUCUACCUGGAUCGCAGCAAACCUCCGAAGCUUUUCCUUUCGCAAAACAAAACCAAAAACAAAGCCGUCGGCUUCGUCGCCUCUCCUCGAUAACGAGAGGGCGAGCGAGCGCUCGGAGCAGGGGGGACUCUCGCUCGCAGCGCUCCCCCGAUUCAGGUAACUUUCGCUCAAGGUUUACGCGAUAGAGCUUCCUCGGCGACUUCUCCGCUUUCUCCUCGCGUAUUUGGGCUGGAUAAAUCCUUCCCUCGGCGGGGAGCGUCCUCCUGGAGACGUCUCGCCUGCGAAAUCCGGACGAACGGCCUGCCGAGACGCCGAACGUCGCCCCAAUAUUUGUUUUUUUCUUCCGGAGCGUUUAACUCUGCGACGCGGGAGGUGGGGAGCCGGACCGCUGCGUUUCGAUGCUGAAAUUCCUGAUUUCUUGCUCUGGGAAGUUUGUUUUUUUCCCUCCUCUAUUUCGAAGACGGAUUUUUACUUCUUUCUGCGGACAUUUUAUUAAGCGAUAUAUGCAAUGAAGGACAGAAUGGAGUCGGUCUCUUUGACAGAGCCGGGGUUGAGAUUCCUCUUGAAACAAAUAAAUAUUUUCUUACCUAUUUAUAUUAAGGCCUUUCGGCGUACAAAGCCCUGCUUGGUUUGUUUUUUUUUUUUUUUUUUUCCAGCGCCUUGGAUUUUUAUUAUUUCCAUUUCCAACUGGACGAUGAGCAUUUUGGUUUCCGAGCUUAACUGUGCCUGGCAGCGAGCGCGCAAAAAACCCAGGUGAGAGCUGUAACGCUUCGAAGCGAAUAAUAAAAUGGUUUCGAUGCCAAA
Gymnogyps californianus (California condor) is the source of this 1836-nucleotide messenger RNA. RefSeq names its product NECAP endocytosis associated 2 (gene NECAP2). Gene Ontology annotation, cellular component: clathrin vesicle coat; membrane. Lineage: Eukaryota; Metazoa; Chordata; Aves; Accipitriformes; Cathartidae. Gene Ontology annotation, biological process: endocytosis. The record is from RefSeq and is a predicted model, not a curated record.